Molecule: messenger RNA, 1311 nt
Organism: Didymodactylos carnosus
Lineage: Eukaryota; Metazoa; Rotifera; Eurotatoria; Philodinida; Philodinidae
Source: the annotation of a GenBank genome assembly
AUGAUAAAUUCUAAGCUUGUUCCAUCAACUAAAUUAUAUUUGGGUAAUUUAACAGCAAAAAUUACUCCCCAACUUUUGUUAGAAUUUUAUUCUAAGUUUGGUAAACUAUUAGAAUGUGUUAAAAUUCGUGAUAAUUACGGAUUUAUUCGGUUUGAAACGAUGGAACAAGCUAUAUAUGCACUGGAGAAAACAAACGGUUAUCUAUUCAAUGGUCAAAUAUUAAAAGUUGAAUAUGCAAAAAAUAGUGGAAACUCCCAUUUGAAACAUCGAUCGAUUCCAAUAUCCUACCCGAUACAACAUGUACGAAAACAUUCGUCCUCCUCAUCGUCUUCGUCUUCAUCAAACAUGUCAUCACCCAUAUUUGAACACCAAAACGAUAGAAAAAGACGACCAUCUUCCGACAGCCUUCUAUUACAACAGCAACAAAUAAGAGAAGAUAAUGCGUUCGUUGGUAGACCUCAAAAUGGUCGCUAUUCACCACAAUCUCCAACCCAACGAACAAAUAAUCAUUCACUUUCUUAUCCUAAUCAACGACAAAUAUCUAAUUUUAAUCCUGCUCUAUUACACAAUCGUGUUCGAACACCAACGUUUCAUAAUAAAAAUCAUCCAUUAUCAGUAUUUCAGCCUUUAUCAUAUUCGCAAGAAUCAUUAGUGACGCCACCAGGUUUCAAUCAUAUUUCAAAAACAACAAAAUUUGUCUUUGGUGAAGAACAAACGUCAUUAAAUCAUCGUGUAUCUCAACAAAUUCCAAUAUCACGGACACCGUCAUCCUUAUCAACGUUGAGUACAGAUAGUCAUGAACAACAAAUCCAAAAUGAUUUAAGAAAUUCAAAUGAAAUGGGUAACUGUUAUUCUAAUGUACAAAAAUCUUCUAUUCACAAUAUAUCAUUGACACACGAAAGUUCAGUUCAACAUUAUGAACAAUUUGAUUGGAUACAUGCUGUUGAACAUAAAAAAUUAUGUUCUCAUCCUGUCGAAAGUGAUCAUUAUGAUCCAGCAAUUGUUGAUGCUGUUAAAAAUCAACAAACUGAAGAAAAAAUAAGAAAUGAUAAUCAGAUAUUGGAUAUAUCUCAAAAUAGUUCAUUACAAUUAUCAUGGAAUACAUCACAGGAUUUUAAUCCAAAAGUGAUCCAAUCUCAAACCUGGUCAGCUACUCCAUUUUUUCCAUUUAAAUGUUCAACAUCGUCAUUAUUUGUCUGGGAUUAUGUAAUAUUUCCCGAAGCCGCUCUUCAUCCUGGUUUAUAUGAUGAUUAUAAUACAAAUUGGCUAAAAAAUAAUUUAUGGAUCAAAAUGGAGCAAGCAUUUGCUUAA